Plectropomus leopardus (leopard coralgrouper) is the source of this 1820-nucleotide messenger RNA. RefSeq names its product required for meiotic nuclear division 1 homolog (gene rmnd1). Gene Ontology annotation, biological process: positive regulation of mitochondrial translation. NCBI's taxonomy places the organism in Eukaryota, Metazoa, Chordata, Actinopteri, Perciformes, Serranidae. The record is from RefSeq and is a predicted model, not a curated record.
AUGCUCCUCAGGACGUUGUGGUCCAGACUGGGAGCUAGCGGCCUGCAGAGAGAAAAACCAGUCUGCAUCUGUGCCUCAGCCUGUCUCUCCCAGUCCGUCCAACCACACAAGUAUGAAUUCAAACCCAGGACUCACUCUAACUCAUCUGCCCAAUGGACCUUUUCGAGGACACGUUAUCUAAACGCUUUUCAUCACCAGCAGACGCACAGAAGACAUGUUGUCCCAUCUUUAGGUGGAUUUAAAAGUCUCAGCAGCACUUUGUUACCUGACCCUGGGAUGCUGUCUGUGUGUGGCAGCGGACAGAAACGUUUUUAUUCACCUGACCUUGUGAAGUCUGUUUUAAAACAAAGUUUGAAACCAGCAGCCAUGCCAGGGAAAAAAGUUCCCAAAGGUCCAAGAACAAAACAACCCUCGAGAGCCAAUCAGCCCUCCCUGAAUGAGGACAAGGAUAUGAUGCAGUGUAUUGCCUUUGCGACAGCAGAUCAGUAUCAUUUGCCAACACUUUGCCACGACUUGAUAAGCCACGGCUUCAGUGAGGUAGAUUUACCAAGAGAUGCUGCAAAUGUGCUGGUGAUUAGCACAGACAUGGCUGCAAAACCAGAUGACCAAGCUCUAAUGUUCUUCUUCAGGGAAGGCUCAGUCGUUUUCUGGAAUGUUGAAGAGAAAACGAUGAAAAUGGCGCUGAGAAUAUUGGAACAUCAUGAGAUCCAGCCCUAUGAAGUAGCAUUAGUCCACUGGGAAAAUGAGGAGAUUAACUACACUCUUGGAGAGGGAAACACAAAGCUAGAGCGCGGUAACUUUAUUCUGAGUGACGCAAUGGAUCCACAGGAAGCUGUUCUGGAGAAAUUUGCAUUUUCAAAUGCUUUAUGUUUGUCAGUGAAGCUGGCGAUAUGGGAGGUGUCUUUAGACAACUUUGUAGAGUCAAUUCAGACAAUUCCAGAGACGCUGAAAUCUGGCAGAAGAGUGAAGUUGUCGUCUGCAGAGGUCAUGAAGAAGAUAGGCGAGCUUUUCACAUUAAGACACUGUAUAAACCUGAGGUCCGACCUGCUCCUCACACCUGAUUUCUACUGGGACAGAGAAAACCUGGAAAAACUCUACGAUAAGACCUGCCAGUUCCUCAGCAUCAACCGCAGAGUCAAUGUUGUGAAUGAGAAGCUGGAACAUUGUACGCAGUUAACAGAUCUGAUGAGGAGCCACCUGAGUGAGAAGCACAGCUUGAGGUUGGAGUGGAUGAUAGUCAUCCUCAUUACUAUUGAGGUGAUGUUUGAACUUGCAAAAAUGAUCUUCUAAACUGCUCCUCCAACAAUGCACAAAUCUAUAAAGGACACUGGGAGCUGCAAAAGAAUAAUGCUGCAGGAUACAAAAGGUACUUUACCAGUGAUAUGUGACAGUGUUUUCUGGAAGAAACUGAAAUCAUGAAGCGGACCUUUGAAUGUCGUACUGUUCCUAUUGCACAGUAUAAACAUUUCAACACAAUUAUUUUCUAUUUUUAUUUUUUCACUAUUUUACUAUUUUCUGAAUAUCAUCACUGAAAACAAAGUGGGAUUUGUGGGAUCAGUUGAUUUUUUUUCUUUUUUUUUUUUUUUUUUUUUGCUGAAUUUAUGGUUUAAACAAAGUUAAAUUUAUUUUUACAUUACAUGCAAAAGUCUAUGAAUCAUUUUCAGUAUGAAGAAUACUUUUUUAAAGGAGGGCAAAGACUGCCGCCUCGACAUGUGACAUUAAUCUUGUGAAUAAAACAAUAGCAGUAGAAAUGCAGUAAUGCAUUAAUAUAUAAAAAAAAAAAAACAUCAAUUACAAGAACCCCAACUAUGAGUGCUGUG